Schistocerca gregaria is the source of this 802-nucleotide messenger RNA. RefSeq lists its product as uncharacterized. The transcript has 2 exons. The record is from RefSeq and is a predicted model, not a curated record. NCBI's taxonomy places the organism in Eukaryota, Metazoa, Arthropoda, Insecta, Orthoptera, Acrididae. Bases 425 to 739 code for a protein of 104 amino acids.
ACUGUUUACCCUCGUUGGGGGAUAUUUACUAUUGUCCUGUAGUGAUAAGGAUGUACAAAGGUUGCAGAUAAGAAGUAGACAAGCAGGAAAUUAAUGCCACACGUAAGACUGUGAGGAUGUGACACUGAGUAUUAUAUGUUGUGAUCAGCGAAAGAAGUUGUAUACUGGGUGUCCCUUGUGUUACAAGAUAAGCAUAAAAUUUUUUAAAUAUAAUAAUUGCUUUAAAUUUACACUGAUAGGAUCAGUGACUCAAAAUUCAUGAUAAUGUGUACCACACCAGAUGCAAUUAAAAUUCUGCAUAGAUAGUCAGCUAUUUGUCAUCAAAAAGUUUAAGAAUUUAGUAUCUUUAAUGUUGUAUGGCACAUGAUCAUUUGAAAUUUCUCAAUAAUAUCAAAAUCUUUUUAAUCAUUAAGUGAAAGUCAGAAUGUUUACUGAGGAAAAACAUCCUUUUGAAUCAGAGAAAAAUUGCAGAGAUUACAGAGUUGCUUGGAAAGCACGAAGUCUGAAACACGUUGCUAACAGUUUACAGAACAAGUGUAAACAGAUAAAUAACAUUAAGAAAUGUGUUCUUAGAAGAAUUUGGAAAUAUUUAUCUGAAUUUUCAAGAAGUGUUCCAGAUGAUGUAUUGCUGGGAACAGCAACUGACGUAGCAUAUUUUAAAUUCCUAACAGACGAAGAAAAAAGGUCAGCAUUUAUUAAAAAGAUAGUUAGUAGCUGCUGUGAAACAAAAGCAACUUGAAGACUCAGCAAACCUGCUAUUUGAUGCUUUUGCAACAAUGUAAAAUACCAAAACUUUAGUUUC